AGGAGCGACUCGGAGGCAGCGUCGAGCUGCGGCUCCCGGAGACCGUUCAGCCGGCCGGCUGGAGGAGCAGCAGCCCGGGCCAGGACAUCCAUCGGCGGCCUCUUCGGGGAGGGGGGUGUCCAUGGGUCCCCGGGGCUCCCUUGGAGGGGGACCAGCCUAGGGACCCCCGGUCGGGGGAGGAUUAGAGGGGAGCCCCACUCCCCCGCCUCCCUACCUCCCAACUUGCGCACCCACUUUUGGGGGGCCACCAUGCCGGGACAGACAUAGGCUGCACCCCCUUCAGGGGCUGGAAUCGGGACCCGGCUUUGGUGCCUGCAAACUCUUCGGUUCUCAGCCCCUCCGGUUGAUUUCCCCCCACCCCAGUUGAUCCAAAGCGAAGGACCCUCCUCACCCCCCCACCCCACCCGCAGGACUGCGUCCCCCCCAUGUACCCCUCUAGUAGCACACAUGGCGGGGCUGUGAGCAUCUGAUCCUCCCCCGCCCCCCCACUCCUGGGAUCCAAGACGUGACAAUGUGGAUACAUCAGUUUUUAGUUUCCAGGUCAGGUUGCCCCAUACGAAGCCAUGCUUGGAUUUUAAUAGCCAUGUUUCGACUUGCCAUGGAUUUCACCUCCUGCGAAUCUUUGAGCCAAGGGCAUCGGCUCCGGCUCUUGCAAAGACCUGCUAACUGGUAUGGAUUUCCCCAUAGUUCUUUGUGGCACCUUAAAGCCGGGCAACGCGCGAGGAGUCGUGGGCUUCUGGGGAGCCGGGCGUUUCCCUAUUUGGAACAGUCUAACGGACAAAUGCCAACGUAUCAUUCCAAAAGGCUGCACAAAGCCGUGGACCUGCUGUGGAAAAGCGGGCGGCCCAAGCCCUUUGUGGACUCCAACCCUUCCUUGGCAGAGGAUCAGAUUCAUUUGAAACGGAGGAAAAGGAACAUCCAGGGAAUCAUCAACCCCACUGUGGAGAACGGGGUGAUUGUGUGGGGAUCAACGAGUCCUUUGGAGUCCAUAGACAUGGAUACGCUCCCUAGCACCAGCACCAAAAGGAGUACGCCAACCAUCACCACCACCACCAUUGUUACCACCACAACCACUGCUGCUUCCACAACAGUGCCACCCAAAGGGCCUGGGCCUGGGCCAGGGGCUGGCACGCACAAGAACAACCCCAGCACUAGGGUUAGCACAAUGGAGCCGCCCGCCACUCCCAGCGGUAAUGGAAAAGAUGUUGAUGUUCCUCCACCUAAGUUACCGGGGGAGACUUCAGGUCUGGCUGUCCAUCAGAUUAUCACCAUCACCGUCUCUCUCAUCAUGGUCAUAGCUGCUCUGAUAACAACGCUCGUCUUAAAAAAUUGCUGUGCGCAAAGCGGGAACACCAGGAGAAACAGCCACCAGCGCAAGAUCAACCAGCAGGAGGAGAGUUGUCAGAACCUGACGGACUUCACUCCGGCCAGAGUGCCCAGUAACUUGGAUAUAUUCACGGCCUACAACGAAACGCUGCAGUGUUCCCAUGAGUGUGUGCGGACACCCGUUCCGGUCUACACCGAGGAGACAAUACUUCCCCCGGGGGAUUAUAAGACAUCCUUCAAUGGAAAUAGACCCUCCUCUUCUGAUCGGCAUCUAAUUCCUGUGGCCUUUGUGUCUGAGAAAUGGUUUGAAAUCUCCUGCUGACCGGCUGAAGUCUGUUUUACUUCCUGGGGGCAGGGCAGACGCCAUGUUCUAUUUCCUGGAUUCCACUGGUGAACCUGUAAAAAAAAAUUAAAAAUAAUGGGUUAUCCAUACCUACUUUUAGUGUUUACUGAUGGAAGACUCAAAGAACAGCCAAAUAUAUUUUUAUAUAAGAAGAAGGGACUUGCCCCUACCAGUGACUGCAUUUUCAAAGAGUGCAUUAUUUUUCGUGGGAGAAGUGAGCGGGGUGGGGGUGGGGAACAGAACCAAUCAACAUGCAAGUCGAGAGAGAGGAAAGAAGAGAGAAGCAAGCCGGUCGGAGCCACUGCAAACGUCUGGGACAUAAGGACUGUGAUUGUUUUUCUGAACCUUUGCCAAUAAUACCAUUAUGUGCCAUGAACCUGGGGAAGACUGCUCGAGAAACUAAAGCUAAGUGGAUUUCAUGUCAAAACCGAAGCCAGGGGUAGGGGUAUCUCUUCUAAUAAAGUCAGUAUUUCUGGUUACUAUACAUAUAUAUAUAUAUAUAAUUAUAUAUAUAUAUAUAAAAUUAUCUCGCUAUAUAUAUAUAUAUAUAUAUAAACACACAAACACUUUUUGUAUGGUAGCAAAUUUUUGAAACUCUUAAACGUUCAGUUCUUUUUUAAAAAAACAGACAUGAGUGUCGUGGGUUAUACAUAUGACUUCAUUAACACGCUUAGUAUGGACUUUAAAUAAAUGGAUGCUUUCCAUUUCAGAAAUUAGUUGUCACACACACAUGCACACACAUUUGGAAAUCCAUUUCUACUAGGGGACCGAGUUAGAAAUAUUUGGGGGUUAGGCUCGUGGCCUGCUGUUAACAGUUGGUAUCGAUCCAGCGUGGAGCAUGCUGCAUUUUCACCCCUGGUGAAUCUGAUGGGAACACAAGGGGGUUGUGUAUGCAGUGUAGCUUGUUCAGAUGCCCACAGUUAUCCCAGGAUUCCCCCCCCCCAUCAGAUUGCAUUCUGCGGAACCAUGGAAACUGAGCAGGGUUCCUUAAUCAGAAGCCUGUUGCAGCAAGCGUCCAGAUCACUGCCAAUCAUCCCCUGCAAUAGGUGUGGUCUAGAAUCCACUCCCAGUUCCCUUGGUGUUCCAUGUAUGGAGGGUUUGAUGGCCCAGCAUAGAAGAAGAUUUUGUUAAAAAAUACAGCAUCAUGUGCUUAUGAGAAGAUCGUACAGGACAUGGCAAAGGUAGUUCUAGGAACUGCCAGAAACUCUAUGGUAAAACCAUAAAGUGACUAGCAAUUCCAAGAGCUAUCCUUUGACACUUCCUGUAUGCAUUUCCAAUAAGUACACAUGGCUGCUUUUUUUCUUAUUUGUUCUGUUGCUGCUCAGGGUGGCGCCGGAAAAUGGUACCUAAAGGAAGGGAGGCACCUGCCCCACCUGGGGCUUGGCUCCUCUAGUUCCAUGGCUGCCGCUCUGUCUCUGCAGAAUGUUCAGAGUGGCUUUUUAAUUGGCAAGGCACUGUAGGAGCCACUUGGUUCAGACCACGUCAGAGGUGCCAUUGGAGCGUGCCAGCUAACCCAAUGUUGGCGAUUGAGAAGGAGGUGUGAGCUGGCACACUACUUGCCAUUUCUGAGCCAAUCACCACAUUGCAAUGAAAUCUCUAGGAACAGAAAAAAAUAAGAGAUUUGUUACAUUCCUGGAGCAUUCACAAUAAUGUGACGACAUCAUUUCCAUUUGGGGAGAGAUGAAACGACAAUGGAGAUUGCAUGACAGCAUUUUAGCCUCCCUUCACCUCCCCUCAGAGUCUGAUAAGUUUCCCACUGCUUUCCUGCCAAGGACUGGCAAUGCCAACAGUGUGGCCCUCCAAUGACAUUUUGUAGUACCACCAGGGCGUCCUACCUGGAUCUCUUAUGGGCCAUUUUAACUGUUCCCUCCAUUCCUGUUCUGCCUUUGUGGAAUGUGUGUCCCAAGAACUUGCUUCAGGGAUCUUUUAGAACUCCCAUGGGGGCAGAAACGGUUCUUCAAACGUAGGAAUUUCAAAUGCCAGAGCUGUCUUGGACCCAUGGAGAAAGGGAAGUAAACCAGGAUUUGUGAGCGGACCAGACACAAAGGAAAAUAGACUGGACUCCUGUAACUCAUAUGUUACUACUAGUAGUGUUGCUUUACACACCACAUGUUGUUGCAAUUUGUAAAUUGGCCUGUAAAAUAUUAACAUCCCUGCAGUGCAGAAGUUGAUGGGACUAUGAAUGUCCAGAUUAUGUUCCUGAAAGAGUUGACGUUUUAGCUGGUAACUCCCUAAAGCCACAUCAGAAUGGCAAAUUUUGGCAGAGAAAAGCUUGCCACACAGUGGGGGAGCAAAAAUCUCUCCUGUGCAGAGUGAAUAAAUAUACUGGAGCCCAGCCAUCUUCCUUUGCCUCUGACUAGCACAUUCAGCUAUGUUGGAGGAUUUGUUGGCCUAUUAUGCACUCCCGGUCUGCUUCGCAUUGCGUGUCCAUCCCCUUCAAAUUGGAUUUUCAGUUACGCACUCAUUUUAACCUCUUUGGAACUCACCCCAGCUCAGAUCAAAGUUGUUCCACAGCUUCCAAAAGUGGGCAAAGUGCGACCCCCACCACAAGAAAGUGAAGGGAGGGAGCAUGCCUUUCACUUCCUUCAGUUUUGCUUCUCGCCUUCCCCCGCCCAAUAACAAUUCCUACCACUCUUCAGACUAGCAGAGUAGCUGGGAGUGUUUCAUGUUUUCCUUUUAAAAGUUUUUGAUCUAGCCAAGGAGUGCUAGACCCAAGACAGCUAGAACCCCCCCCCCCCAAAGGCAGCAGGCAACAUUGGAAGCACCAAUGGCGGGCAAACAAAAUGGCAGCUGGCUUGGCUUGUGACGCCUCACAGCAGGAGAAUCCCCCAUUUAAAUAGACAACUGCAGGAAAAACCCACUGCAAGGAAAAGAGCCGUGGGUAAGCAUUGCAUGACUAAUAGGCCACCGUUUCUAGCAACAGCGAUCAUAAUGGGUUGUCAGCCCUCCCACCCCAGUCUGUCCCAGCCACGUGGUCAUGAAUGGUUCCACGUGGAGGAAUUGGACUAUGUUAAUAGAAAUCCCUUUCCUUCUAUUUCAGGAAAGAAUUUGCAAGUGCCAUAAGAAACUUUUGUGCUGGGCAAUCUCUCCAAAUCUGGCUUUAGCAAGCCUCUAUCCAUUGGUGGCUCUGGCAUCCCAGGAAAUCCCAAGUAGAUUUGCCAACUCCAGUUUGGGAAAUACUUGGAGAUAUCAGGGGUGGAGCCCAGGAAGGGCUGGGUUUCAUGCCACAAAGUCCACCUUCCAGAGCAUCCAUCUGCUCUAGGAGAAGUGAUCUCUGUCAUCUGGAGAUCAGUUGUAAUGCCAGGAGAUCUCAAACCCUCACCUGGAAGCUGGCAACCCUAUCAGCAGGCCAUCCAGUGACUUGUGUCGCUAAUGAGCUGAAACUGGGCCCUUCUGUACUACUGUGGUGAAGCGGCUAUGCAGAUGAAUGGCUAUGCAGAUGAAUGGGCUGGGUUAUGCAGAUAUGAGUGAGCUUGCUUCUUCCAUGAGGAUCAACAGGGCAGGCAUCCGUCUUAGCCUCAUCCUCAAUUACUUUCUACCACAUAAUUAAAUGGCUACCAUUAAUGGCUACCAGUGGGGAAAGGAAAGGGCUGUCUUUGGAAGCAGCUGAUGGGUAGAGGGGACAUUUGCUGACUCCCUGAUUUUCAGGGACAAGAACAUAAGAACAUAAGAACAAGCCAGCUGGAUCAGACCAGAGUCCAGCUAGUCCAGCACUCUGCUACUCGCAGUGGCCCACCAGGUGCCUUUGGGAGCUC
Sphaerodactylus townsendi is the source of this 5424-nucleotide messenger RNA. It is a transcript of the gene AJAP1, whose product is annotated as adherens junctions associated protein 1. Gene Ontology annotation, cellular component: cell-cell contact zone; cytoplasmic side of plasma membrane; plasma membrane. The coding region runs from base 512 to 1648 and encodes 378 amino acids. Gene Ontology annotation, molecular function: beta-catenin binding. Lineage: Eukaryota; Metazoa; Chordata; Lepidosauria; Squamata; Sphaerodactylidae. The transcript is spliced from 6 exons. The record is from RefSeq and is a predicted model, not a curated record.